AAGACUAGGCGCAAAGCCUGUUGCCAAUUAGGAGCAGUGAGCGCCACAUGUGGGAUAGACGGAGCCAUCUCUAGAAGGAGCAAAAGGAGGCGGGAACCGCGGUGUGCGCAAUGGAGACAACCUAAAUAUCUGUGCAACCGUUUGUUCAAGAUCAACCUGCAUUUACUUGUAAUUACUGGAUUUUUUUAGACAUGAUAAAACAAGAUCUACAGGACUGAAGGAUUGGGUCACCAUUCGCCCGUGGCCUGGGUUCGUUUGUACCUUUCAGCAUCACAACAUGGCAGGUAUCUCUGGCAUAUUUUUACUCUGCGUAGCCUCUCUGUUCGGUGGGGCCAAAGGCGCGCCUGAUGUGUGCCGCGGGACGCGCUGCUUCUCUGGACAGGAAUGGAGACCGUGCGUCGGAGCGCAGUGCCACGGGCGCACGGAGGCAGCCGCGUCCCGGCGACAGUUUCCCAGCUCUGCACAAUCCAGACAAGGACAAGUCUACCCGAGUUACCAACACGACGCUCAUUUCAGUCACCACCAAGCUCAAAGCGCGCCGCUGGCGCCGUACACCGUCAUCCAACCGCAGCAGGGAGGCUAUGUGCAAACCGCGGGAACUAACGCCAACAGGAGGACGAAUGCGAGAACCAUCACGGCGGAGGUGUUCCACCCUGGCUGCGCCGGGGGGACCUGCCCGACCACCGUGGCUCAACGCCCGACAAGUGAUGACGGCGCAACGCGCGAGUGCAAAGGGAUCGGAUGUAAGCUGCCUCCUCGGAUGCGCCAGAAGCCGAAGCCGUGCGUCGGAGACGGUUGCGGCGCGCAUGCAGGAGACGACGGGAGGGGACCCUCUUCACCUGUGCACGUGACCGACACAGCGGCGCAAUUUCUGGAUGAGUUUCCAGACUUGGCGUCGGAACGUGGCGCCUGGAUACAGUUGACAUGUGACAUGAAACCAGGGACGAAUGACCUCCCUUCGGAGGACGCGCUUGUGCUGCAGCUGCAGUUGUCUAAGAGCCAGGAGAAGCUGGUUGAGGCCCUCAGGGGCCAGCAGGACGAGGUCCAGGAGCUGCAGAGGCUCCUCGGUGAGCAGCAGGGGACGCUGGUGAGCCAGCAGAGAGAGAUACUGGAACAACAGAGGAAGAUGUAUGACCAGAUGGAGCAAGUCAAAGCCCAGUACAUCACAAUGAUGGACAGCCUCAAACAAACAUCACUCCAGAACCUCCAGGGGGGGCUAGACCGUCACAUGGAGACCGCGAGUGGGCAGGUUAGAGCUCACCAAGCACAGCAGGCUCUCUCGCUGCACAAGGUGGACAUGGAGGCCAGCGUGAUGGAGGUGGGGCGCUCCCUGUUGGCUUGUGGGAGCUGCGGCCCUGAGGAGUACUGUGGCUUCAGCAGCGGUCAUCCUCGCUGUGAGAAAUGUACCGUGUGUCCUGCCGGCUUCUUCCUUGUCGCCCAGUGUUCAGUCCACGCAGACAGGAUCUGCCAGGACAGAGAUGAAUGCCUUGAAAUAGCUGAUUCGUGCAGAGACCAACAGAAGUGUCUCAAUACUCCAGGUGGAUUCAGGUGCCAGGGCAUGACAGAGCGUGAAGCCAAUUCAGGAAUGUGUGGCCACGGCUACUUCUACGUCUUGGACAUGGACGAGUGUCAGGCCUGUAAUGAGUGUGAUGGCGAGCCCGUGGCUUCACCUUGUACCUUUACCAAAGAUACCAUCUGCUCUGGCCAUGCUGCUGCUGGUGGUGAAAGCGCCCUUUCUUUGUCCUGGUCCGGAGAUGUGAGGCUGUCCGGCACCAAAGGCCAAAUCCUGGCUCACGCCUUUCCUGGCGUGCAGCUUCGCAUCCAGGGCAGAGGCGACGCAGGUCUGCUGUCCGCUGAGGACGGCCGCCUGACGCUCAGGCAGCACGGCCUGGUCUGGCUGGAUGAGAAUCUGUCUGUGAGCCACGGCUGCCGGAGCUUCAUCCAGUUGUGUCUCCGUAUCAACAACACGGACGGCUCGGAAGGCCGCGACCUCAGCGGCCUAAGGGUUGAGCAGCAGGAGGGAAGGUCGCUCCAGAGCGUCAGCAUCAGCGGCGUGGCAGAAGUCGCCCCGGGGAACACGAUUUCCCUCUUCCUCCGGAGCGCCAGCCGGCACUGUAACGAAAGCAGCGAAGGCCUGCAGCUGUACGACCCUUUAGCAGCUCCGCUCAGCCUCUUCUGGCUCUCCCACGACACGGGGGCCGUCGCCAUGACAGCACAGGCUAUUGUGUCCGCGCACUACCACACAAACUAUCGGCCGGUCUUCCGCACCUCCUCCACCUCUGACCCGUACGUAGUGGGCCUGACCCACGAUGGCCGCGGGAUCCGCUUUGCCGAAAGCGGUACCGUGCGCUUUGUGUUCCAGCAGGCGCUGUACUCAAUGGGCCAGGCCUGCGUGAGCGAGGGCUUCCAAACGUUGGCGUACCUCAACCACAACGGAACGGGCGCCGAGCUGUGUCGCACCUUCAAACCCGGCGUCCACUAUCGGGACACCUCCCUGUCUUUGUCGGGGGCGGCAAGAGUCGAGCCCGGGGACACGCUGGGCUUCGAGAUCCUCUCUCCCGCCCAGUGCAACGUCAGAUUCUUUGGCGACGAGACGGGCAUCAGCAUCCUCAGCUUGGUUUGGGUCCCCGCCGCUCUCUCCUCCUCCCUGUCUGCCUCCGUGUCUGACGCCGGCCUUCCCUCGGGAGCAGUUCGAAACAAGCCGCUGUUCUUCCGCCAGACCAGCGCUCAGGUGCCCCAGAUGGGGCUGCUAGUGAAGGCGUCCACAGGUCAGAGGCAGGACUUUGUCUUCAGGGAGGGCGGAACCGCCAGCGUGGCUCUGGAUCUCAAGCUUAUUCACUCCUGCAACCUCAUCAAGGUGACUCUUCUCAGGCGAGGUGACGCAGAGGGGUCGGCGGGAGGCCGGGAGGCAGAGGGCUCGCGACCCGUCACUCUGGCCCAGCAGGUUGGUGGUCAGAUGCCCGAGGGAAGCAACUGGGCCACUGUUGGCCUGCGAGCGUCUUUCCAGGUCCGUAACGGCACAGCGGCGUUCUUCACACUGGAUUGCGUGCGUGGACGAAUCAACCAGAUCAGCUACCAAUCAGGAAGCGGAGUGUCAAUCCUCUGGGUUGCAGUAUAGAAUAAGAAACUCAACCGUGGUUUUUGUGUUUCUAAAAAGAUAGACCAGAUGUUAAGCAAUGUAGAUUUUGAUGGUUUGAUUUUGGAGGAAUAGAAAAUAUGGUUAUUGCUGUUUCGUAUUGGAGUUUAGUCCAUGUUAAGAGAUUAUUAAAACCAUUCUCACUGCAGCCUUUUAGCUUAGCUUAGCAUAGAGAAAGUUAGUAACCAUGUUUAAAGGUUACCCCCCAAGUGCAUGAAUAAAGAAUGAUUACUGUGUUUCUGUAGUUUCAGUAAUGAACAGUUUCAGAAUUUCAACUAAAACCACCUUCAUGUACGGUUAGCUACGCUAGUUAGCAUUAUCUGAUGGAAAGUAACCAAUUACAUUUACUCUAGAAAGACUAAUAUAGUAGUGUACUUAAUCAAAUAAAGAUUAACAGUAGGCUACUUUCCUUGAUAAUGUUGUGACCUUUUAACUGGACUAUAGUAAUAUGUCAAUAAGUUGAAGUGAUAUUAACGUAUUUAGUCUUACAAUUUAACCUGGAAAACUCUGGAGGUAGACUGACUGCCCAAGUUGAAACUAUUACUAGCCUAUGGCUAAUUUGAUUUUUUAAAAUAUUUUGUGGAAGAAAAACUCAAUAUGACUUAUUUAAAAAGUAUCAUCACGCUUCAAUCACUGUAUUUAUAUCAGUGCGAGUAUAACUAUUUGAGCUAACUAAAUGAUGUCUCUAACCUGUUUCUCAGGCUUUAUUCUUUCUGUUUGUUCAUGUGCUGCACUUCUGUCUUUUAUUUGUGUAAUUCAGUUAUUCUGUUGACGCCAGAGGACCCUUCAGCUUAUCUCCGCUGUGACUAGAGCGGUUUCUUCUCUCUCCAUGAGCGGUUGACUGGUGCUGUUUUCAUUCAGCUCGUUUUUUAAGAGCAUGUGUUUCAUGUUAGCCGCCGCUCUUCUAUUGUGAAUAUCUGCUGCAGUGCAUGCGCAGUUUAAUGACCCAUUUCUGCAUUUCAUGUACUAAAAGAGAGUCAUGUGUUUCUGUGCUACACCGAUAUAUUAACACCUUAAGAUAUGGUUACUGUUUACUCAAAUUAGACUGUAACUAAAUGUAUAUUUGAUGUUUUAUAUUAAAUCCAAUUAAAAAUUCAAAUGUU
Gasterosteus aculeatus aculeatus (three-spined stickleback) is the source of this 4239-nucleotide messenger RNA. RefSeq lists its product as uncharacterized. Lineage: Eukaryota; Metazoa; Chordata; Actinopteri; Perciformes; Gasterosteidae. The record is from RefSeq and is a predicted model, not a curated record. Gene Ontology annotation, molecular function: protein binding; calcium ion binding; heparin binding.